Molecule: messenger RNA, 954 nt
Organism: Pterocles gutturalis (yellow-throated sandgrouse)
Lineage: Eukaryota; Metazoa; Chordata; Aves; Pterocliformes; Pteroclidae
Gene: NQO2
Product: NAD(P)H dehydrogenase, quinone 2
Exons: 6
Cellular component (GO): cytosol
Molecular function (GO): NAD(P)H dehydrogenase (quinone) activity
Source: RefSeq, a predicted model, not a curated record
GUUGUAUCAGAGUCUCAAGGCAGAAGCUACCAAUUGCUUCCAGAAAAUGGCAGGGAGAAAAGUCCUGAUAGUCUACGCACAUCAAGAGCCCAAGUCCUUGAACGGAUCUUUGAAGAGGGUUGCUGUGGAAGAACUGAGCAAGCAGGGCUGCAGUGUCAUGGUGUCUGAUUUAUAUGCAAUGCAGUUCGAGCCAAGAGCAACAAGAAAUGACAUUGUUGGUUGCUUGCACAACUCAGAAGAGUUCAAUUAUGGUGUGGAGACACGGGAAGCUUACAAGAGAGGAGGUUUGUCUGAUGAUGUGAUUGAAGAGCAAAAGAAGGUGCAGGAAGCAGACUUACUGAUUUUUCAGUUUCCCUUGUAUUGGUUCAGCAUGCCAGCAAUCAUGAAGGGCUGGAUGGACAGAGUCUUGGUCCAAGGAUUUGCUCACGAAUUUCCAAACUGUUAUGAUUCCGGUUUGCUCAAGGACAAAUUAGCCCUGUUUUCUUUCACCACUGGAGGAAGCAAAGAGAUGUAUGCAAAAGGAGGUAUCAGUGGUGAUAUUCGCUAUCUCCUGUGGCCCAUGCAGCAUGGAAUCAUGCACUUUUGUGGUGUCAAAGUCCUUGCGCCACACAUCUGCUUCGCUCCAGAGUACGUCUCUGAGAAGGAGAGAAAAAAGAUGCUCAUUGCCUGGGCCCAGCGUCUGAAGACUCUUUGGAAGGAAGAACCCAUAAACUGCUCUCCUGAGUGGUAUUUCAAGUAAUGUUCUGGUAUAGGACUACAGAGAGAAGAUUUUUUUUUUUUCUUCUCCAUUCUUCUUGGUGCUUUACCUCAAUAUCUGAAUGCUAAUCUCCUAAUUUGAAUGUAUUAUAAGUAUCUUGAGUACUACAGCUAGCAGCUUAACUGACAAUAUAGCAUUUAUCUUCAUUGAUUCCUGAGGGAUUCUCUUCAAUGAUGGGUGCAAAACUAUUUGUGAAG